Messenger RNA from Hermetia illucens (black soldier fly), 8061 nucleotides. It is a transcript of the gene mei-41, whose product is annotated as serine/threonine-protein kinase ATR. Gene Ontology annotation, biological process: protein phosphorylation; DNA damage checkpoint signaling; telomere maintenance. The transcript is spliced from 6 exons. Gene Ontology annotation, molecular function: protein serine/threonine kinase activity; protein binding. The coding region runs from base 141 to 7937 and encodes 2598 amino acids. The record is from RefSeq and is a predicted model, not a curated record. Gene Ontology annotation, cellular component: nucleus. Lineage: Eukaryota; Metazoa; Arthropoda; Insecta; Diptera; Stratiomyidae.
UGAAUUUCACAAGUGGUUCUACGCAUUAUCGGGUUGUGAUUCUGGCCGGCGUCCGUCUUUAUUUGUUUGUCAACAGUUGUAGUUAUAAGAAAGUGUCUCCCAAACGAGUGUGUCUUAAAUGAAAACCAAAAAAUCGGAAGAUGACGGACUCUGCCAGCAAUCCACGCCAAACAAUGUGGCAAAUGCUAGCCCACACAAUCGUGGAAAAUAUCGACAGUUCCCACUUGGAUAGGAUCCUUGGCAUGGUGAAGAAGAACCUCACUUUCGACGAUCCCGGACUGUUCUCCACAAAAAUCCUCGAAGACGGGGAGGAGCGGGCCCGCGAGCAGGCUACGAACAGUUGGUUACUGAACCAGCUAACGUACAGCCUAAGCAUCUGCGGGAAUGCGAAAUCCAUUCAGAGCAAUGUAGCCCUCCAAAAGGAAAUACUCUCAGCGAGUAUCGUCAAGCAGUGUUGGUUUUUCAAGGAAAUCGUCGGGCAGUACAUCAAGUACGUGCGAAUCUUACUAAGUAGUGAAGCAAGCUGCGAAAUUGAUGCGUUUGUGGUGGAUACAUAUCCAAUGAGUAGGAUUGACCCGGCUUGUACCUUCCAGAAGAUCAAUGUGGCCAGUGAAACCAAGAAGCAACAACUGCUUGAGUAUUCGCUGAAGAUUCUGGUGCACGCAAUGGUGCUCGGCCAAGGGCUGUACAAGGAUUUAUUCCGAGAAUGCACCGAGACCGUAUUAGAAGUCUUCAAUGAUUCGGGAAUAACGGCAAGGCUUGUUUGCAUUGAGUACAUGGCAAAACUCCUACAUUACACAAACCGCUUCGAUCCCGAAAUUUUAACAAGUGCUAGCCUCACCCUCCAAGGUACUGCGACAAUUUGUGAAAAGAUCCCAAUUUGGUUGGAAACUGAUUGUAUAAGUCGAAGUCAGGUUGCAGUUUUUAAUAAUACUUUGAUCCAGUUAUUCAAGGCGAUACGGCCCAUUCGCGAAAACGCUGAAAACUCGGAAAGCUUUGAGGCAAUUCUGAAGUUGCACGUGAAGCAUUUGCAGAUCCUGUCGAUUUCCAAGUUUCAACAACUCGAUGUAUCUUGCUUAGAACUGCAAAUUGUCAUCCUAAGGAGUCUUACUAUUCUCCUAGGAAAGCUGGAGUCUACGCCAGAAUCUUCUUCAGUUCGGGAGUUAGAACAAUGUGUUCCGAAUUUUACCGAAAGUGUUCGAGUGUUGGAGUUUUGUGUGCUUGAGGAUCUGAAAGCCACCAACAAGUCAAAGAGAGUCAUGCAAAUAAGUCCCACGUGGAAACUUCUCCACAGCCAACUGUUGGACUCGUUGGCAUUCAUUGCUGGCCAGGGAACUACAUUCUCUGAGGAGUGCACAAUUCACUUAAAGACUGCCGUCGAAAUCAUAAAAUCCGCCAACUCAAUUCUUCACAAUUACAUUUUGCAUCACCAAAUAGCUCACAUUUCGCAGGAAUCCGAAUGUGGCAUUUGCAAAUCAGCGGCCAGUAAAGCUUUGGAUUACAAUUGCUUUGGCAAGUAUCUGCUGAAGGUCGAGGAUCUAGAUUUCUUCCAAAAAGAAAAUACACUUGGAACUUUGCCAAUGUUUCUGGAGACGUUGAUGAAGCUGUCAACGAUUGGAAUUGAUGACUACUGCCUCCUGAUCGAGUUAGCGGCAAGUUUACUGAAAAACAAAAUUACUUACAAUUUCUCCAGCGCCCAGCAAACCAGAUUGAUUGAUGUGAUCGUGCAAACUAUCAAAAAUCGUUAUGAACUGCACCUUCGAACCGAGCGCUUUGAAAUAACUGAAGUUUUUACUGAAUCUGAGGAGAAACUGCAAUUGAAAAGUGUUUCCCUUCUUGUGAAUUUGGAUACAAGGUAUUUGACCCUGGCCGCAACCGAGUAUUUGAAAAGUAUCCUAAAAAAAGUCAUCACAAAGAUCAUAUCUAGCGAAUCCGGAACCCAAUUCGAAACGAUUCUUAUUGCUUCGAUACUACACAUUGCGGUGAGAAGCAUUCUCCCAAUGCAGUACGUGUUUGAAGACAUUUUGAAACCUAUUUUAUGCAAGAACAGUAGUAAUCCCGAAUUUUACACAACUUUCAAAUCUCUUUUGUGCAUCGUGGAUGGGGAGGCGAAUGUUUUUUGCAAAAUUGAUGGCAAUUACUACAAGUACACAAUUCUGUGCCCAAAAUGUGACUCAAUUAAACAUUGUUCCUGUUUGGAAAAAGCACGUGACUCCGAGGAAUGGCUGAAUGUUAUCAGAGAAACGCAAUCACUAGCCUUACCGCAACGGUCGGACCGAAAUUACACAAUCAAAAAAUCUGAAUUUCAGAGAAUAUUUGACCACGUCCGGCUUUCGGAAAACAUAUCUGCUCACUUAGUCAAUUCUCUUCCUUCAUACUUGGUUCACCUCAACUACAAUUCGUCAUGGAUACAAUUAUUUGCCUCUAAGGAUAUUCACCUUCGAUUGGUGUUCUCCACUCAAAUACCUGCAAUUAUGAAAAUCAUUUUGAGUGCAUCGCCUGAGAUUUAUACUCCAAUUAUUGAAGAAUGUAUUCGAGCCCUUUUGACUGCUGUUAAGGAAUCGCUAAAUGAGAGCAAUCGACCACUGCAAUCAGGAGUGGUCAAUAUGAUAUCCAAGGUGGCUUUAGUGGAGAAUAUUCCAGAAAAGACGCUUCUGCAUUUGUUUCGGAUGACGUUCAUGUUUUUCAUUAGGAAGGAGUCGUGCGUUUCAUAUGAAGCUGCUUUGUGCGCUCAAGAGAUGUGCACGCGAAACGGUGUGACGCCGAGAAAUUUGCUGAAUUGGUAUAAGCAAGAUGUGCUGGGGCUCAUCGUAACAUUAUGCGUGAGCAUAUAUCUGAGGAAUGGAAUUGGAUUGAACAAGGCAUUGAGUUUUAUAACAAAAAUGUUAGGUUUUGGUGGACCAAGAGAUUUUAUCGCAAAGAAUUAUAAAUUGCUUAUUGCGAUGUUGCUUCCAUGGUGCAUAAAGUAUCCGAAAUGUGAGCAACUGUUGGAGGAAAUAGCAAUUACACUCCAAAAAGAUCUUCCAACGUGUUUGACAUCUUCAUUUCUUACCGUUUACCUGCAACUCUUCCUCAACGAAACAUCUGAUGUUAAUAGUAAGUGCAUUGAAUUCGUUAUUCGUAACACAGACAACAGCUUGCAUAAACUGCUUCAUUCUGACAUUAAGAGAACUGUUGCUGAAAUUCUCAUCUACUACCAUAAAAAUCCAAAAAAUGUAAUGAACGCCUUUAGAUGUUUGAUUUUGAAGGACACCGAAGGGACGAGUAAAGUCGAAAUGCCACAUUCGAAAGUUGCCGAGUAUAUUGCCACCAGGUUCUUAGGAGUACUUACAUUUUUUGAAUCGUGUCUACUGGACACUGACUUUGAGAAAUCUCUCAAAGAAGAAACUCUUCUAAGUUUUGGCGAAAUUAUGCGAUUCAUCGGACCAACCUACAUCACUCCAUUCCGAUUUAAAAUCUUGGCUAUGUUGAGAACCGCCUUAACGAUUGAUGAAGCGCAUUUAAAGAAGAAAUGUGUUGGCAUCUGGAACAUAUUUGUGCACACUGUCGACAUACAAGCAUUAGGACCACUUCUCGGUACCAUAAUUGCUUCUCUUGAACCGUUGUUAGCCGAGCAUACCCAGGAGGUGAACUCGAUUUAUCGAUACCUGAUAAUGUCAAAUGGCAGUCUUUUAAGUUUAUAUAUUCCCGAGUUGUAUUUCAUCGAGAACAUGGACGUUUCUAAAGAAAUCAAAGACUUCGUACACUAUCAAACCGAGAAAAGGCGUGGAAAGAGCUUUAUGGAGCAGUUCGAGUUCUUCUUGAAUCAGAUUGGUCAUGAAAAUCCAUCUGUGCGUGUUUAUGCACUCACUUAUCUCACUAAACUUUUUUCUAUGAAUCGUAGCAAUUUGAAUAACCUUAUAAUGGAACAGAACACAUUGAACGAGAAUGCCGUUUUGGAAGGCCUCCUUCAUAAUCUGAUAACGGCUUGCUGCCAUAAUGAUGUAAAUUUACAGUUGGCCUCAGGCAAAUGUUUGGGUGAGUUGGGAGCUAUUGAGCCGAGUCAUUUGUCACCAAACUACGCUCCCCAAAGAAGUUUCGCUUUGUCAAUUCAUACGGAUGCUUUUGCCAUCAUGGCCUUGGAGGAGCUCUGUCGAGCAUAUCAAUUUCAAAAAGACACCAAAUACGUCGAUUCCUUUUCAUUGGCGAUUCAGGAAAUACUUUUAGCACGAGGCGUUUGUCCGAAACUCAAGAAGAAAAUGGAAGUUUGGGAAGCGAUCCCAGAACGUAUGCGGCAAUUGAUGGAACCCUUAUUGACGUCUUGUUAUACGGGACUAAAAAUGACGACAAAUAUUAAAAUGCAUCCAAUCUUUGGGAGCGCUAAAUGUCAAACUGCAGAGGAAUGGGCAUUCAUUUGGGCUUCGAAAAUGAUUGAAAACGUUGAGGACUCAGAAACAUCCCAUUUGCUGAAUUCAUUUAAGCCUAGCAUCAAACGAGAUGUCAACACUUUAGGACUUUUCUUACCUUAUAUUGUGCUUCACACUUUGCAAUCCAGUAAUUCCGAUACCUGUGAACAUAUCUACGAAGAACUUCAAUGUGUCCUUGAAGCAGCAGAAAGCCAGCAAAACGUCAACGUAGAUGACUUCAAGAAUACGCGUCAGCGAGGAUUGAAGACAUUACAAUUCGUGCCUGCAAAAACGUUGUGCAAAACCGAAGAUCCUACGGAAUACACUGGCGUUAAAUGUGCCAAAAUUGCAUUUGAGCAAUUGGACUUUUUAGAACGGUGGCUUCGUGAAUGGAGACGAGUCUACCUGGGGCACACGCCUGACACUAAUUUCAUCAAGAUUGAUAGCUUUGUGAAGCGCUUUGAGAAGAAAUUGAUAGCAAAAGCAAAUUUUAAUUGCGGCGAAUAUGCCAGGUCCUUGAUGUAUUUGGAAGCAUAUAUUGAAGAGAAUCCAACGAUUUUAUUACAGGAAAAUCUCUCUAUGCUGGCCGAAAUCUACGCUGAACUAAUGAAUCCUGAUUCACUUGAAGGUGCAAUUGGUUUGAAGAAAACUGACCUCAAUUUAUCGGAACAAAUUCUCGUGAAUAAUAUGACUGAUAGAUUCAUGGAAUCAACUGCCUGUUUCGAACAGUUAAUGCAGUUUGAGGAUAUUCAGCCCAGCCAAAUUUGUGAUAUUGUUCAAUGUUACUUAAGGCUUGACACUCCAGAGACUGCUCUAUUGGUUUCAGAGGGCCUCCUCAAUCAGCUGGGUGAGAAAUACAUGGAUGAUAGCCUACGAGCAAUUCAAGCUGAACCUCUCUGGAGACUUGGACGGUUCGAAGAGUUAGAGAAACUUCUUGGAGUGCCAGAAAUAAAGGAGUCAAACUCGUGGGGUGUACAAUGCGGCCAAGCGUUGUUACAUUUUCGCGAGAGUGAUUUAAAUGCUUUUAAUGAGAAAAUUGAAGGUAUUCGGUUGAACACUUUAAAUAUGUUGAAAUCGGGGGGAAUAGAACAGAAUUCCUAUCACAAAGGAUAUCACCACAUAAUGACAUUGCACUUAAUUUCUGAGAUUGAGAAAACAAAAUCAUUGACCGAUAUGUUGUCUAGUGCUUCUUCGUCCGCUAAAUGUCUUCAGUUUCUAGAUGAUUUCUUCAAAGAUUGGAACUACAGAUUAGCAUUGCUUCAGCCCAUACCUCGUAUUACUGAACCAGUCCUUUGUCUUCGUCGAAUUUUGCUUUCUGAAAUGAUAAACCUUCUACAGCGAAGUUCAAAUAACUCUUCAAAAAUGGAAUCAGUCUUCAAGGCAAUUGACGAAGAGAUAGCCAGGAUGUGGAUACAAAGUUCAGAGCUUGCCAGAACAGCUGGACUGUUUCAACAAGCUCAACUUUGUAUCAUGAGCGCCCAAAAAUACAAUCCCCCAAAUCUUUUCAUCGAGAAAGCCAAAUUACUGUGGAAAAAGGGAGAUCAGACCAACUGCUUCAAAGUAUUGGAGCAGAAAAUUGAAGAAAUAUUACAAUCAGCUGGACCUUCACAGUCGGUGCAAAGCCUACCAAAAGCUACGCGUUUAUUAUAUGCAGAAGCCAAGUUCCUGCAGGCCACAUACAAUGCUGAGUCCAUGAACAUAAGCACAGAAAUGAAUUUGAAGUAUUUCAAGGAGUCAUUAAUUGGAAACCCAAAGUCGGAAAAAUGCUUGGUUCAUUUAGCCCAAUAUUUAGACAGAAUGUUCGCUUCAAUGUCAGAAACAGAACAAGGAAGCCAGCAUGGAAGAGAAAUUCUUCUGGAAAUCAUGAAACAUUAUGGAAAAUCAAUGUCAUACGGCUGCGAGUUCAUAUAUCAAUCCAUGCCAAGAAUGUUGAGUGUUUGGCUAGAUUUCACAGUCCAAGCAAAGAAAGAUGAACAUUCCAGGAGAGUGUCUCUGAAGAUGAAUGAGAUAGUAGAAAAACUAUCGGACGAAUUGCCUUUGUUCGUCUUCUUUACAGCGUUCUCCCAGCUGGUAAGCCGAAUUUGCCAUCCAACGCAAGAAACUUACAAUGUCAUGAAAACCAUAAUUGUCAAGUUAAUUCAGAAGUUUCCACAACAGUCAUUAUGGCUGAUUCUUUCGGUAUUCAAGUCCUCAUACACAGGCCGAGUGAAGCGCUGCACCGAAAUAUUCAACGAUCCACGCCUAAGUUCCAAACCAAUGCAGAAGCUAAUCAGUGACUUUAACUCUUUAGCUGAGAAGUUGAUUGAAUUAACGAAUAUAGAGAUUCCAAGCACCGAGAAAAACCCACGUGUGAGUUCUUUGGUCCCACAUUUACCCAAACUGUUUGCGACCCCAGAUUUCUCACAAAUAAUUAUGCCUUUCCAAGAAUUCACACAACCUAUUUUGCCACCCAUCAGUGAGAGAAGUCAUCCAGCCUCGUUAUUCGACGCUUUUCCAAAUAAAUGUAUUUAUAUGGCAGGAAUCAGGGAAGAGAUUGUUAUACUUAUGUCUCUCCAAAAACCACGAAAGGUAGUCUUUAGAGGAAGUGAUGGAAAAGAUUACACAGUCAUGUUAAAACCGAAGGAUGAUUUACGUAAGGACUUUAGAUUGAUGGAGUUUGAUGCUGUAGUGAAGCAAUAUCUUCACCAGGACCCUGAUGCUCGACACCGACGACUAGGGAUUAGAACAUACGCCGUUCUUCCGCUAAAUGAAGAAUGCGGUCUUAUAGAGUGGCUUCAUAAUUUGCAAGCAUUCCGACAAAUUCUGAUGGGAUUUUACAAGCAACGUAGCCUUGGAAUGCACGCUAAAGAGCUACGAAGUAAUGCCUGCCAGGUUCGCGAUCCUCCUGAAAAGAAACGUGAAAUCUUCUUGAAAACAUUGCUGCCACGACAUCCACCAGUUUUUGCUGAAUGGUUUCGUUAUCGGUUCACGACUCCGCAUAAUUGGUAUCAAGCCCGAUGCUCUUAUAUAAAAACUUUAGCCGUUAUGUCGAUCGUAGGCUAUAUUCUAGGGCUAGGCGACCGUCACGGGGAAAAUAUUCUCUUCGAUAGUACAAAUGGUGAUGCGGUUCAUGUAGAUUUCAAUUGCUUAUUCAACAAGGGAGAAACGUUUGAUUAUCCAGAAAAGGUUCCCUUCCGUUUAACUCACAACAUGGUUCAUGCUAUGGGUCCAUUGGGGACUGAAGGAUUAUUCAGGAAAUGCUGUGAAAUAACAAUGAGAGUUCUACAAGCUCAAACCCCAACGUUGAUGUCGGUGUUGCGACCGUUCGUUUAUGAUCCUUUGGUUAGUUGGAGUCGUAAUUUUAGGGCGGAUGGAAACCCAGAAAGAACGGAUGCACAGGCCAUGGCAAAUAUCAAGAGGAUUGAGGAGCGACUAAAAGGAUUUGUGAGGAUCAAAGGUCGUACCACGAAUAUGCCUCUAUCUGUGGAAGGUCACGUUAACUUUGUCAUCGAGGAAGCAACAGACAUCGACAACCUCGCCGCAAUGUACAUUGGAUGGGGAUCGUACAUGUAAUCUCCUGUGCCUUUACCUCUGAAAUAUAAGUCAACAACAAAGUAGGUUUAGAUUCUAUAGAAUAAGGGAUGAGAAACUGUCUUCUGAGCUUCUACUGUAAUAAACAUCACAUUGAUAUUUUCAA